UGCGCCGGGUGGAAGGAGAGACGCCGCUCACGGGUUCUGCGGGAACAGACGACCACGUCUCCUCCGCAGCGGCGGGGACAAGGCCACUGGGCUCUAACAUGGUUUCUUUUUGCCACUGAGAGGAUCGAGAAGAUAUAGUUUUGGGUUUUUUCUCCCCCCCCCCCUUCAACUCGGCCCGACUUUUAAUUAUCGUCAAAGAUGAAGCCGCCGAUUGAAGUAAGCGUUUUCCUGCUUUCUCUCACGGCCCCCGGAGUCCUCUACGCCAUGAACAACGUCCCGGCCCUUCAGGAGCCUCUGCCUAUUCUGGGAAUGGGGAUGGUGGUCUUGGGGUCUGUACUUCUCCUGCUUCUUCUCACUGUGAGGCACAAGAAGAGCGUCGACCCCUUGUUCUAUGUGUUUGCAGAGUUCUCCUUCACCUGUGUGGUAGGUCUUACCAACGCUUUAGAGCAGGAUGGGUUCAUCUCAGGCUUCAUGGCCUUCUACCUGAAGAUGGGUGAGCCUCAUCUGAGCACUGCCUACGCUGUGAUGAUGGGGUACUGGGAAGGCGUGGUUCACUUUGGCCUCUUCCUCACUAUGAUCCACCGCAUGUUCAACAGGAAACCAUAUCGUAGUCUGGGUCUGCUGUGGGCAGGGUCCUCCAUCGCCCAUCAGCUCGUUUUCAUCCCCGGGGUGGUUGUCGGUAAAUAUGGAUCGAACAUUCGCCCCGCUUUUUGGAGGAACACGCCUUUCCUUUUGGUGCCUUUCUGGGCAGCCUCCCAGCUCUUCAGCAGGCCCAGGGAAAUGCCCAUCAUUACAGCAGACAAGAUUGCCGCAGAGCAAAGGAAAGGUUUACUGGCGAGGCCCAUCGACCUGCUCCUGUCCCUCGCUUUGGUGGGGACCAUGGCCUUCUCUGUUUUCAGAGGCUUCGUGAUGCUGGACUGUCCUCUAGAUACCUGCUUUACCUACAUUUACCAGUAUGAGCCCUAUCUCAAAGACCCUGUCGGCUUUCCCAGAGUGAUGAUGCUGGUGUAUUUGUUCUACGCUCUGCCACUGCUGGUUGUCCUCAUCUAUGGUCUGAGGACACCGGGAUGCAGCUGGAUGCUGGACUGGACCAUCUUCUUCGCUGGGGCCAUGGCUCAGACUCAGUGGUGCCACAUUGGAGCGUCUCUGCACUCCCGGACCCCUUUCACGUACCGGGUCCCGACAGACACCUGGUUGCUGGUCACCACCCUGAACGCCCUGUACAUGGCCGUUCCCGCUCUGCUGGCCCUGAGGUGCCACAUUAACCCUGCUUAUUUCAUGAAGACUGUUGCUAAGGGCCCGACCAACGACGAGAAGAAGAAGAACUAGUCCGGGUGCCGGCUAGGGAUUUCCUCUGGGUUAUCGGUUGCUGUGAUAAGGUUGAGGUUUGGAACAAAAACUGUGUUAAAGCAGCAUACACAUCAAGCGAAACCAAAAGGACAUUUACUUUAAGUCUUUCUUAACGGGGAACGCCACUCAAGAGGCAGCUUCAAACUCGCUUUCACCACACUCGGCACUCCCUGCGUGGACUACUGGACCUUGAUAAAGGCUGUUUGUGGAGGUGAGGACUGAGCGCCCACCAGCAAACCUGUCAGGUGAAUCACACAGACACCGAGUCACCAUCUCUUCCUAGACGUACGGGUCGUCCUCACACAGUUAUUAUGGUUACUGAACUCUGUCUACGAGUACAAUACCCAGCAGCCCAGAAGUCUCUGCUUCACCCACAACUUUAAAAAACAAUUUUUUUAGCCACAGGAUCAAUGAAAGUUCUUCGUAUUGGGUCGACAAGUUUCACUUUGCUGAAUAUCUUGGCGUUAUAAGUUAUUCAAACUAACCUCGAGCAUAUGUUGAGUGUUUGUAAAGCUGAAUGCAUUUCAGAGAGGGUGGUUGUUGGUUCCCCAAACACAAUGGGGGGGGGGGGGGGGGGCGCUUAAGAUCAACGGGAAUGCCACAAAUGCUUUACGUCGUAAUAACUUUUUUGGUUGUACUACAUGUUGAAAUUUGUUCUGACCCACAUGUAUGCUGUGACUUUAUGCGACACUGAAUAGAAAUAACGGCGUUUUUAUGAAAAUAAAUAUUGUAUGAAUCAGUUGACGUCUGGGUUUGUGGUGGGGUUGCUUAGUAGCUUCUUCUUUGUAAUGUGAAUGAAUAAAUAAUUUAC
Messenger RNA from Lampris incognitus (smalleye Pacific opah), 2161 nucleotides. RefSeq names its product transmembrane 6 superfamily member 2a (gene tm6sf2a). NCBI's taxonomy places the organism in Eukaryota, Metazoa, Chordata, Actinopteri, Lampriformes, Lampridae. The coding region runs from base 199 to 1329 and encodes 376 amino acids. The record is from RefSeq and is a predicted model, not a curated record. Gene Ontology annotation, biological process: regulation of lipid metabolic process; lipid homeostasis. The transcript is spliced from 10 exons. Gene Ontology annotation, cellular component: endoplasmic reticulum membrane; endoplasmic reticulum-Golgi intermediate compartment membrane.